ACAAUCUUUUAAUCUUAACAGGAUGACAGCAGUAAAUACUAUUUAAACAGUGAGAUAGUGGGAAUAGAAAUGGGGGCAAAAAUACAAAACCUUUCACAACCCAUCGAGAUUCAGUACAGUAAUGUGGACAAGAAAGGAGCGAAUGCUUCUUGCAUGUCUUGGGAUGGAAACAGCACAGAUGCAAACGGGAAAUCACUCUGGAUCACAGAUGGCUGUCAAACAGUGGAGACCAAUAACAGCAUCACCUGCCAGUGCACACAUCUAACCUUUUUUGCCAUACUCAUGUCACCUACACCUGCAAACAUUAGCACUUCUGAUGUUAAUACUCUGACCUACAUCACUUCAAUCGGUUGUGGACUGUCGCUGUUUUUCUUGAUCGUCGGUCUCUUCAUGCACGUUCUCGUCAGAAAGGGGAAAGCAAGCGAAGCAACAAAGAUUCUGAUGAACCUCUUUGUCGCCAUGUUGAUCCUGAACUUGUCCUUCUUGACCAAUGAGAGCAUUUCAAACCUGGGUAUCAAAGGUGCAUGUGUGGCAAUAGCAGCAGUUCUGCACUACGGGAUGUUGGCCACUUUUACCUGGUUCUUCAUGCAGGCUUUACACUUGUACCUCAGUCUACGUCGAAUCUGCACUGAAGUGAAACAUUACAUGCUGAAGAUUUGCAUCACAGGAUGGGUCAUACCGGCUGUGGUGGUGAUCGCUCUUCUUGCCUCCCAGAAAUAUAAUUCUAUUAAUAUUAAUACAAAUGAGGGGAAAGCAGCAACAAUGUGCUGGAUCUCUGAUGCUGGUAUCCACCAGGGGGUCAACAUUGGUUAUUAUGCUGUAGUGUUCGUCUUCACUCUGAGUGUAUUCAUUCUAACUGUAAGGCAAAUCGUUCUAAUGCCAAAAGCAGGAAAGGCCCAAGACAAUAGUUCCAUUAAGAGCAAUACUUCCACCAUUCUGAGCCUGUUCCUCCUUCUUGGCAUCACCUGGGCUUUUGCUUUCUUCAGCUACGGACCUUUGCUCAUCGCUUCCUACUACAUCUUUACCAUCCUCAACUCCUUUCAAGGUUUCUUCCUGUUCAUCUACUAUUAUAAAUCCAGCAAGAUUAUUGGAGACGGCAAAAUCCACACACAAAGUAGCAGCACAGCUACAUCAAACACAGCUGUAACGUCUCCUUAUGCAUAAGGCUUGCUGUUUUACCAUAUUUUGACACAAGAGGGCAGCAUUUUAUUUCAUAUAGUUCCAGCAGGUUGCUCUGUGUAGAAACAACUUGGUCAUUCUUCCCAUGUGCUCUCCGCUGAAUGGCUUUUCUGACAUGAAAGCACUAACCCAGAUUACCUUCUUUGACGCAAAUACUCAUGUGGACUAGAGCUCGAGUCAGUACUCUGGAAGUCAUUUCAGAGCACGACUCUAUGUUUGUUCCCAUGCUUUUAUAUUUUAACAGACAAACUUGUCUUACUCACGCCAAAUAAUUCAUAGAAGGCUGUGAUUCAGUCAGAAUACGCAACCACAAUUGUAAACAUGUCAGGAUGUUAAGGUGUAAAAUGUUAAAGUGGGAAAGUGAAACAUGUCAAAGACAUAAGGACAUUUUCAAUUUGAUGGCAGUAACACCUCUCAAAAAGUUGGGACAGGGA
Molecule: messenger RNA, 1613 nt
Organism: Pundamilia nyererei
Lineage: Eukaryota; Metazoa; Chordata; Actinopteri; Cichliformes; Cichlidae
Product: G-protein coupled receptor 64-like
Exons: 8
Coding region: 70-1164 (364 amino acids)
Biological process (GO): cell surface receptor signaling pathway; adenylate cyclase-activating G protein-coupled receptor signaling pathway
Cellular component (GO): plasma membrane
Molecular function (GO): G protein-coupled receptor activity
Source: RefSeq, a predicted model, not a curated record